Messenger RNA from Galleria mellonella (greater wax moth), 1407 nucleotides. Its product is annotated as dual 3',5'-cyclic-AMP and -GMP phosphodiesterase 11-like. The coding region runs from base 607 to 1392 and encodes 261 amino acids. NCBI's taxonomy places the organism in Eukaryota, Metazoa, Arthropoda, Insecta, Lepidoptera, Pyralidae. The transcript has 6 exons. The record is from RefSeq and is a predicted model, not a curated record.
GGUGGUCGACGGAGCACGGCCGGUUGGCGGCGCCAGUCGUGUUCGGAGCGCUGCGGGGCUGCCGUGUUUCUCCACGUAGAGCCCUCGCUCGCGAUCCCAAUAACUUUGUGCACUGGAAACUUUUCAAAGCAAUUUCGGGCGGAUUCGGUUGUUUAACGUCAUCCACGCUUCGAAUUUCAAGCUACAUCGAAUUGUACACAGUGUGAACGCCUGUGCGUACGCUGUCGCGCGUUUAUUCUACUCACUCGGUCUAUUUUUGAAUAUUCUCUAAACGCUUCACCGCGAAGUUUUCGAAACGCAGCCCGUCGGAGUCGGGUUAACGGCCGCAGUGUAUGCACGUCUGCAUCACGUCUCUUGUGUUUUUGUUGACGGAUAAUAUUUUGUGCAGUUAACUUCCAACGAUCAAUCCAAGGAACGUUAUCUUUACAUUUGUACGGGCGCAUGUAGUCUUUCACUGGGCCGGUGAUGGCUACGGAUGACAUUGGUUUAGUGAUUUGGCUCUGUGAAUCGUGUUAGUGAGUGCUUGAGUGUGCAGUAGACUGCAAAGUUCAGUCUUGUUAUUGUUGUCAGUGAUGUGACAGUCUAUGGAAGUGUCAGGGUAUCGGAAUGUUCACGAAGCACGGCAAGGCCGCUGAGCGGUGCUACCCUCAUUCGCAUAGAGGUAGAAAGAAGAAAAAACCUGCCCCUCACACGCCGUGGAAGUACUUGAUGAAUUGCCCACUCGUUAGAAAAUGUUUUGGUCUACAGUUGCGGAGCAUAGAGGAGCCGGCAGGUGGCGCGGGCGGCGGCAUGCCCGCGACCACCUGCUACGAUGCUGAAUGUGCGCGCACAGAAGCCUGGCUCGAUGAGAAUCAGGAAUUUGUACACGAUUAUUUUUUAAGGAAAGCGACGAGGCAAGUGGUAGAUGCGUGGUUGGUGUCACACGCGACGCCUCCCAGCGCAGAACUCGCUUCACCGUCCCGAGCUGGCUCCGGAUCUGGCGCCACCACACCUGUUAGGAAGAUCUCAGCGCACGAAUUUGAGCGAGGGGGGCUUUUGAAACCAUUGGUGACAACGGUUGAUGGCACACCAACCUUCCUCGGUGACCAGCCUUUACAUGCGACUCCAUCCAGGCCGCAACGACGGUCGAGGCAUGAACUCAGGCAACUCGACGAGAAAGAGCUCAUAUUUGAAUUAGUCAAAGAUAUCUGCAACGAGCUUGAAGUACGGGUGCUGUGUCACAAGAUCCUACAGAACGUGUCAAUACUCCUCGAUGCUGAUCGGGGUUCAUUAUUCCUGGUACAAGGCGAGAGAGUCGCGUCACCUCAUCCACAAAAUGGCAGGUCGGUUUCUAAAAUAAAGGGAAAUAUAUUAUCUUCCAUUUCAGUGACUAUUAUUACUAAACAAUGGUAGAUCAAUGAACGUCAG